This is a messenger RNA of Alligator sinensis (Chinese alligator), 2028 nucleotides long. RefSeq names its product DNA polymerase mu (gene POLM). The record is from RefSeq and is a predicted model, not a curated record. The transcript is spliced from 11 exons. Lineage: Eukaryota; Metazoa; Chordata; Crocodylia; Alligatoridae. Gene Ontology annotation, cellular component: nucleus. Bases 67 to 1527 code for a protein of 486 amino acids. Gene Ontology annotation, molecular function: DNA binding; DNA-directed DNA polymerase activity. Gene Ontology annotation, biological process: double-strand break repair via nonhomologous end joining.
UGCAGGCCUUGCCCCAACUCCCCCCAUUACCCACAAUCCCCUGAGGGCCUCUUCCCAGCCCCAGCCAUGGCUCUGGUGCCCCCCAAGCGGCGGCGGAAGCAGGUGCCCGUGGGGGCCGAGGGCCAGGCUGAGGUGGCGGGGGCCCCAGGGGGGCUGGUGCUGUGCCUGGUGCAGCGGCGCAUGGGGGCCUCACGUUGUGCCUUCCUCACUCGCCUGGCCCGGGCUCGGGGGUUCCGUGUGGAUGGGCCCCGCAGUGCAGCAUUGACCCACGUGGUGGCUGAGCAGCUGACGGGGGAUGAGGCAGCUGCGUGGCUGGCACGGGAGCGUGGAGGGGUUGGGGGUCCCGGCCCCCAACCAGCCAUGUUGGACCUGAGCUGGCUGACCGAAAGCAUCAGCGCUGGGCAGCCUGUGCCCGUCGAGCCACGGCAUCGCCUCCAGGUAACAGUGACUGUGGAGCCCAGCCUGCAGGUGGCGCCCUAUGCCUGCCAGCGCCGCACCCCCCUGGACCACCCCCACCCUGCCCUCGUGAUGGCACUGGAGACUCUGGCAGAAGCUGCCCUGUUUGAGGGUGAAGAGGCACGAGGCCUGGCAUUCACCCGCGCUGCCUCUGUACUGCGCUGCCUGCCUCGAGCCCUGCGGGGUACGCAUGAGCUUAGCGGCCUGCCCGGCAUCGGGGGGCACUCCCACCGUGUCCUUCAGGAGGUGCUGGAGGAUGGGGUCUGUGCAGAGGUGGAGGCAGUGAAACAGUCAGAGCGAUACCAGACCAUGAAGCUGUUCACCCAGAUCUUUGGGGUUGGGGUCCGGACAGCUGACCGCUGGUACCGGGAGGGGCUGCGGUCACUGGGGGAUCUGCAGUCGCACGGGACCCGGCUGACCAGGGAGCAGCAGGCAGGGGUGGAAUGCUUUGAGGACCUGGCUGUACCUGUGGGCCGGGCUGAGGCCGAGGGCCUGGCGUGCCUGGUGCUGGAUGCUGCUGCCCGCCUGCUGCCCAACGCCUCUGUCACACUGGCUGGGGGCUUCCGAAGAGGCAAACCCCAUGGCCAUGACGUGGACCUGCUGCUGUCGCACCCUGAGGAGGGCCGUGAGGUGGGACUGCUGGGCCCUCUUGUUGCCUGGUUGGAGGAGCAGGGUCUCCUGCUGUACCAGCACAGCCAGCACAGCAGCUACACCACCACAGCGGAGCCCUCUUCCAGCUGUGGGCCCCUGGACCGCUUUGAGCGCUGCUUCACCAUCCUGCGCCUGGUGCUGCCCGCAACAGGCACCGGGGUGCGGGCCUGGCGGGCUGUGCGCCUGGACCUGGUUGUCGUUCCCCACAGCCAGCUGCCCUUUGCCCUGCUCGGUUGGACUGGCUCCCGUCACUUUGAGCGGGAGCUACGGCGCUUUGCCCGGCAUAAGCGGGAGAUGGUGCUCAACAGCCACGGGCUCUACAACAUGCAGCAGGGCACCUUCCUACCAGCAAGCUCAGAGGAGGAGAUCUUCCAGCACCUGGGCCUGGACUACAUUCCCCCCACCCUCCGCAAUGCCUGACCUCACCCCAGACAAAUAAACCCCCUGACCAUACCCCAUCAUGACCCACAUCUGAUGCUGAUUUGAACUGGGCCUAGGUAGGGCUAACCUCUCUGCUAGGGCUGGAGGCAGUCUCAGGACCCUCCCCAGUGGGCAGAGCCUGUUGGGGCUGUCCCCUCUCACACCCUAGGGGGCAGAGCCUCUCAGAGCUAGGUGCACUCCCAGGCAGGGACUGAUGCCCUUUAUCCUGGUCUCCCUUGGGCACAGUGUCUGGGGCUUGAUGCCAGGGUUUAUGUCCAGCUUAGGGCCAUGGAGCGUGGCUGCCCCAUACUGCCCUGGUGUUUGCCUCACCAGUGGGUACCAAGCUCCAAGCAGGGGCAGGGGUGCAUCAGUGCUAACCCAUCCACAGUGCCAAUGUCUCCGGUACACGCCAGUCAUGGAUCCCCCACCCUUGCCUGCUGACCUGGAGAGACACCUGGUUUCAUCCCCCCCUCCCAUGCUUGUCACUAUAGACCUAUCCAC